AUGUACGCGGGUGCGUGGUGGCUGUUACCCGCAUCUUCUCACUGGCAACGCGACGUUCUAUCCCCUCAAAUCCAACUUCCCCAGGGUUUUGUCACAGGUCUUAGUGCGCCCCAAUUCUGUCAGGAUUAUUUCCUGGGCAUUCCGUACGCUCAGCCUCCAUUGGGCAAGUUGAGGUUUGCGAAGCCCCAACCACUGGGACCGAAUCCGAGUCAUAAGGUAGACGCUACCCAGUACGGAAAAGCAUGUUUUCAACCGCUUAAUACCACCCCGAUCAUAACAGCUUCUGACUUGUCAGAAGAUUGUCUUUUUGUCAAUGUCUUUCGACCCUCGAACUUGCCCCAUGGUGCGAAACUUCCUGUGAUGGUUUGGAUUCAUGGAGGAGGUUUUGCUUUCGGUGCGUCGCAACUAUACAAUGGCUCGGUGAUCGUCGAGCAAAGCGUUCAUCUGAAUGAAUCUAUCAUCUACGUCUCCUUCAAUUACCGUCUAAAUGCUUUUGGUUUCCUCGCUGCUCCUCAACUGGCACACGCUUCUACCGGAACACUCAAUGCCGGCUUGCAUGAUAUGAUUGGCGCAUUGAAAUGGGUACAGGAGAAUAUUGCUGCUUUUGGAGGAAACAAAGACCGAGUGACAGUGUUUGGUCAGUCGGCAGGUGCAGUUGGGAUUGGAUCUCUCCUUGUCGCUGGAGGUGGGCAUUAUGUGAAACAGCACAAUCUAUUCCAUGGCGCCAUUAUGGAGAGUGGAGCUCCAGGAAGUGCCCCCGUUCUUACUGUGUCCGAUGUCCUGCCCUGGACCGAUAUAUUUGCUGCAGCGGCAGGCUGUCUUUCCUCAGAUCCCUCGAUCAUAUCAUGUCUUCGUUCGAAACCUUCCGAGGUGCUUUACCAUGCUUCACUCGUGACGUUAAAUACGACAGACCCCGCAUUUAUUUUCAACCAUGUGGUGGAUGGGUUCUUUUUCGAGGAGGAGAAACGUGCCGCGGAAGAAGUAAGAAGGGGAAAUGUAGCAGAUGUCCCUAUCAUCACGGGGUGCAAUCUCGACGAAGGGACGUUGUUCGUACCCCACACGUUCAACACUACGGACGAAAUAGUGAAUUAUUUCCGAGGUUCGUGUUCCUUGACCAUUUCCUGCAAUUCUUCCCAACAAAGGAGGCUUUUCAAGGGCCUUCUGGGGCUAUACCCCGAUAUUCCCGCAAUCGGAAGUCCCUAUGAUCCUGUCGGGGUAAGUAAAGACGAUCGGUUCUUUGGGCCCAAUAAUCAAUACAAGAGAGCCGCGAGUUUAUUUGGGGAUGUCGUCUUCCACAGCGGUGCGUGA
Cantharellus anzutake is the source of this 1308-nucleotide messenger RNA. RefSeq names its product Carboxylesterase family-domain-containing protein. Lineage: Eukaryota; Fungi; Basidiomycota; Agaricomycetes; Cantharellales; Hydnaceae. The record is from RefSeq and is a predicted model, not a curated record. The transcript has 6 exons. The coding region runs from base 1 to 1308 and encodes 435 amino acids.